Trichechus manatus latirostris (Florida manatee) is the source of this 5366-nucleotide messenger RNA. RefSeq names its product USP6 N-terminal-like protein. The record is from RefSeq and is a predicted model, not a curated record. The transcript has 2 exons. NCBI's taxonomy places the organism in Eukaryota, Metazoa, Chordata, Mammalia, Sirenia, Trichechidae.
GGAAGGCAAGAAUUCUACCACUGGAUUACCACUGCCUCGUUUCAUAUAUAAUAAUUAUAUGCAUACAUAACAUCAGAGUAGCAUACAACCCUUCACUAUCCUUUUCCAAAAUAAAAGAUCAUAAUAUAAAACAAAAAAAAUAUUUGUCCAUAUUACAAAUCAUCAUGAAGGUCCAUCAAUUAUCGUAGACAAGAAACCUUUUACUAGCCAUACAACUCUGUGCAAGUUACUUAACCUUUCUUUGUCUACUUGUUCAUGUGUUAAAAACUAGGAUGGCAGAUAUUCAAUAAAUGGUAAAUAUUAUCAUUCAUCUCACAACUUUAGUGUUUUCUGCUGUCAGAAAAAUGCCAUAAAAUGUCAACAAUAGGGGAUCCUCUUGGAAGAGAAACAAUGGGGCGGAGGGCACUGCGGUAGCAGCAGCCGCCGCCGCGCAGCGCAGCCGCGCCGGGACCUGCUCGACGGCCCGGGACUCCCCUCUGCCCACUCCCCAUAUCUUCCACCGACGGGACAGUCCUGAGGACAUGUAUUCCUCUGAGAAACCUUGGACAGCAAAUUUUGGUUUAAUAUCUGAUUCGGACAACAUACAGAGACAUUUCCAGUCAUGAAUUCAGACCAGGAUGUAGCACUCAAACUUGCCCAGGAACGAGCUGAAAUAGUUGCUAAAUAUGACAGAGGACGAGAAGGUGCAGAGAUUGAACCUUGGGAAGAUGCUGAUUACCUUGUUUACAAAGUCACGGAUAGAUUUGGCUUUUUACAUGAGGAGGAGCUCCCAUACCAUAAUGCAGAUGUGGAACGGCAAAAGGCCCUGGAAAUUGAAAGAACUACUAAAUGGCUGAAAAUGCUAAAAGGAUGGGAAAAAUACAAGAACGCUGAGAAGUUUCAUAGAAGAAUUUACAAAGGAAUUCCACUCCAGCGGAGAGGUGAAGUCUGGGCUUUACUUCUUGAGAUCCCUAAAAUGAAAGAAGAAACAAGAGAUCUUUAUAGUAAAUUAAAACACAGAGCACGAGGUUGUUCACCUGAUAUCAGACAAAUUGACCUUGAUGUCAACCGCACAUUUAGGGACCAUAUUAUGUUUAGAGACAGAUAUGGUGUUAAGCAACAAUCCUUAUUCCAUGUUCUUGCUGCAUAUUCUAUUUAUAAUACGGAAGUUGGAUACUGUCAGGGAAUGAGCCAGAUCACAGCUUUACUCCUUAUGUAUAUGAAUGAAGAAGAUGCCUUCUGGGCCCUGGUCAAACUAUUCUCAGGUCCCAAACAUGCCAUGCAUGGCUUUUUUGUUCAAGGUUUUCCUAAACUCUUGAGGUUCCAAGAACACCAUGAAAAAAUACUGAAUAAAUUUCUGUCCAAGCUUAAGCAACACUUGGAUUCUCAAGAAAUCUACACGAGUUUUUACACAAUGAAAUGGUUUUUUCAGUGUUUUCUUGAUCGUACUCCAUUUACACUAAACCUAAGAAUAUGGGAUAUUUACAUUUUUGAAGGAGAUUGAGUUCUUACUGCUAUGUCUUAUACAAUCUUAAAAUUACACAAAAAACAUCUAAUGAAAUUGUCUAUGGAAGAACUUGUAGAAUUUCUUCAAGAGACCCUGGCAAAGAAUUUUUUCUUUGAAGAUGAUUUUGUAAUAGAGCAACUUCAGAUUUCUAUGGCAGAACUAAAACGAGCGAAAUUAGAUCUUCCAGAACCUCGUAAAGAGGAUGAAUAUCCCAAGAAACCUUUGGGGCAACUUCCACCUGAAAAUCAGUCUGCUGGUGUUAAUCACCUGAGCAAUGAACAAAGAAGUGUUGGCAAGUCAAGUCCCUGUACAGGCAGCAGAAGAGAAGGUGGCACAUCUCCUCACAAAAAACAUGAGCAUUCCCCUCGCCAUCAAAGUAGAAUUGGCACACCAGAAAGAGUAAGGCAGCCAAGGCGGAAAUCUGUGGAUGAGGAUAUUAAAAAGCUAAAAAGUGAGGCAGAUUUUGAAGGAAAACUUCCAUCAGUUCCCCAUGACAAUUCUAAGCAAUAUAUUAAUGCAGCUGCUAAUCAUAAUAGCAAUGCUACUUCAAAGAUCAGAAAGGAAUUUGUGCCCAAAUGGAAUAAACCUUCAGAUAUUUCAGCUGUUGAAAAAACUGCCAAAUACGCCAUUGAAGGCAAAAGUAGAUUAGCAAACCCUACACUUACCAUCCCAAGUUCUACUGAUACCCGAAUAUCAAAUGUAAGGCAAAAGAUUAAGGUUUUGGAUGCUGAUGAAGGGAAACGUGGCUCCAAUGCAUCACAGUAUGACAAUGUACCUGGAGCUGAAAAUGAAAAUGGAGCUUCUGUUGAAGAGGCACUAGAAAGGGCUUACUCUCAAAGUCCAAGGAAUCUUGUUCAUUCUAACAGUCCAAGAAAGUAUGCUGAGUCACGUUCGAUUCCACCAAAAGUAUCAAACAAUUUUACUUUUAAAGUACAGCCUCCAAGUUACGGAAGAUAUCCACCUCAGUUAGAUGGAGAAGAUCAUGAGACAGUACAUCCACCAUCCUAUAGUAAUCCCCCGAUUUACCAUGGAAAUUCUCCAAAACACUUGCCUACUGCUAACAGCAGCACCGUGUCUCCCCAGGUUAGCCAUGGGACUCAAAUUAAUCCUUCUAGGAGACCUUAUGGUUCUACUCUCUCUAUAGAUACUUCUCCAGAGAAAUCCUACAGCCGCCCAGCUCCUCUUGUACUCCCAUCUAGUCGAAUAGAAGUUCUUCCUGUUGAUAUUGGUGCUGGGGGAUAUUCAAGGUCACCAAAGAAUGGAAAAUUUAUCAUUCCUCCCGUGGAUUAUUUGCCAGAUAACAGAAAAUGGUCAGAAGUUAGCUACACAUACAGACCUGAGAUACAGGAACAAUCAUGGCAUCAAGAUGCUAACCGCAGACACUUAAGCAAUUUAUCAAAAUAUUCAGCCUUUCAACACGUAACCUUUCAGGACCAUAACCUCCCAGCGGUUUCAGUGGAUAGCCCUGUGCGGUAUAGAACUUCGCCAGCUUUAGAAGAUGCCAAUCCAUCUCCGUUUCAAUAUUCAGGGCCCUCGCCUCCAGCAUAUCACUACAGAAAUCGGGAUGGACUGUCUAUUCAAGAAUCAGUAUUGCUGUGAGAAUUUUAUCUAUACUUGCUAAAGACACUAGAACAGAAACCAUACGAAACCUACAUUGCUGUGUUUAUAAUUGCCAAAGCAGUAUUUUAUACGAUUGUAAACAACUAGCACAAUUCUCAAGUAUGUUAGUAAUAAUAAUAUAUGGAAAUAUUUUCAUCCCAUGUAGAUGCUGCUUAAGGUGAGCGUUUUAAAUUGCAUCAUCACUGAACCUAUCAAACGGAGUUUAACAUGGAAGCAUAGCAAUAGCAUUUAGGGAUGCACACACAGUGAUAAUUCAUUACGCAGUUUCAUUUAUAUCUUUCUCCAAAACCUGACCGUUUUUACUCUAUUGGCCCAUUCUAUUUUGAGUAAUGUUACAAAGCACCAAAAAACCGCGUAGAAUAGAUAUUUUUAAGGCUACAUGGAGCAUAUGUGUCCUUUAAUAGAUAAUUGUAGGCAUCUGUGCAUACACAUUUGAACACAGAACUAAGGAAAUGUUAAAAUGACUACUUUUAAUCUAGAUCCGUGGAAUAAUUUGCUUUUCUUGCUUUCCUUAGCUUGUCUUUUAGUCAUUUUUCCCCCUCAUCUUUUUAACCCAGGCCCUAAAACUGACUAAAGAGAUUUCCCUGGCUUUAUUAAUUCAACAUCUCACAGAACGGUCAUCAGUCUCCUUCAGUUGCUGCCAUUUUCUUUCAAUAUGAAAAUUAAAGACAUUGAAGGGAAAGGCUAACCACUUAAUGGUGCUUAAAAAUUGGGGCAGUUGAAGUAAGUUUAUGGUCAAGGGCGCAGCUCUCAUUGUAUCCAUUUGCACUGAGAUCAGUUUUAGUGCUUUCGCACACUUUGUUCUGGUCUGCCUCUUGAAAAGCUCAGAGCAGAAUAUUCCUUGCCAGAUCCAGAGGAAAUGCUGCAAUACAGCUCUCCAGCAAAUGUCAGCAGGAGAAGUUGCAACUUACUGAUCUUCAAGCCCUCACAAGGGGCAGCAGAAUGAACUCCUUUAAAAUUAUUUCGAAAUCAGGAUUAAUACUUCUUCUGUCCCUUAAAUUCUCACAGGGCUUCACCACAGAGGGCCCCAGGGUGGUCAUUUACACCAUCUUUUUCUGGCACUCUUUCUUUAAAGAAUGUAGUUAAUGGAUGUUGCUGCACUAUUGGGCCAUUAAGUUAUCAUUGUGUAAAACUGUAAAAAAUGAUCCCACCUAAUUAUUAAUAGGAAUCUAAGAUUUUGGUUUUUAAGAAAAAAUAGUAUGACUUUCAUACUUUGUGAAAACCCUGUUUUUCUCGUUCAGUAAAAAAAAACAAAAAAAGCAAGUUCAUGGUAUAAAAUUUAAAAUAUCUUUAAAAAUAUUCUAUGACACUACAAUUACUGCAACUUUGACAAAAUUUGGGGCUGUUCAAGAAAGUGUGGCUUUGCAUUUAAUUGGAGAGCUUACCUUCAGCAUUACGUUGCUCAUAUUUGAGUAAUAGAGAGUAGAAAACCUAACAGCAAUGGCUCUUGUUAUAAGUUGGGGCUUUAAACUUUCAAGGUACAAAAGUUUGUCUUUUAAAAUGAAAGUAACAUUUGUUUAGCUAGUGAAUGUGACUAUUUUUUAUGUAUAUAAUGAGUCUAAUGUAAUUUUAAUCAACUUGGUAAUGAUGUGAUUAAAUGGCAAAACAAAUGCAGUGUAUUAGCAGCUAAGCACUACACUGAAGCUCAAAAUCCUGAUAAUAUCACUGGGCUCUUGAUUUAGAUCAUGUGGAAGCAUAGAAAUAAAUGUAUAUAAAAUUGUAGCUGAGGAUAUUAUUCUAAUUUUUAAAACCAUGAUUCUGUGAUUUGUAAUAAACCAAGCUGUACAAUUUAGUUUAUGAUAGCAGCAUCUGAGCUGCUCCAAAAUAUAUAUAUCAACAGUGGUAAAUACUGUAGAUUUAUACAUAUAUAUAUACCCACAUACACACUAUUUUCUUAUGUCAUCUAUGACAUUUUUUAUCUGCAUACUUUUUUUGGUGUGAUUGUUUUUAACAUGCUAAAAGUAAUAAGUAAAAAAAAAAAAAAUGUCAACAAUAUCUGGAAGGGCUGAUAAGACAAAAAAGUACUCCGUUCAUCACAGGCAGGAACGUAAAAGCAGGCUCUGAACACGAGUACAAAUUAGUUUCAGUGCAAGAGAGAAAGAGCUUUCAAAUCCCAAAUUCAGUAACAUGAUGACCUGUGGGGACAUAUCUUACUCAAAAACAGCUGGCACACGCUGCAAUAGCAUACCUUGUGUCUGGGCAUACCCAUGAGACAAGACGAAAUUUAGCAGCAAACUCACAGGAUCCAUCCCUAAGCUCC